Paracoccidioides brasiliensis Pb18 is the source of this 1281-nucleotide messenger RNA. RefSeq lists its product as uncharacterized. The coding region runs from base 1 to 1281 and encodes 426 amino acids. Gene Ontology annotation, biological process: coenzyme A biosynthetic process. Gene Ontology annotation, molecular function: dephospho-CoA kinase activity. The transcript has a single exon. The record is from RefSeq and is a predicted model, not a curated record.
AUGGCGAUUGGCAACAACUCUCGUUAUCAUGAGGCAUUGCUGCUGCUUCCUGGCACCCCAUCAACCUCAUUCUCUUCGUUGAAGGCUGCAUACGGUCCUGCACUGUCAACAGUCCUUGCCGACCUCUCUCGUCCCAUCAGAGGAACUAACGGCACUGCAGUGUUAGAUAUUGGAAUCACCAUCCGUGGGCUGGCUGCACCGGAUUCCGCGCCACGAGGCAGAGCUUUCGCGCAUUUGCAGCACUUGUUGGCUUCUUUUUAUAGGCUCCUUGGAGUGACCAGUGCCGGGCAAUCCGUGGAGUUGGAUGGCCCAGGUGGGGUAGAUGCGAGGGUUUUUUUUAUUGACGACGAAAACAAUGGUACCAGCGGCGAAAAUGAAACCAACGACGAGGGCUGCGCCGAGACUUCCCGUACUAGUAUGGGCCCAAUCAUUCGACUGGCGGAUUUCACAGUUUCCGGUCGUUCCUGGAGAGUAGUGUUUUCUUUGGGGACAGUCGAAGGGGAUUUGCUCUUAGAUGCGCUUACCCUAACACUAAACCAACAAGGGCAACCAAAUACGGCUCCCAUUAUUCGAAAACUUGCGGGGUUGACAGGGUUAAAACUGCCCCAUGUUGUUCUUGAAGAACCCGAACCGCAUCCGUGCCGUCAUUAUUCUGUAGCUGUUGGAGGUACUUUCGACCAUCUGCAUGCGGGGCACAAACUUCUACUCACGGCAACCGCACUUGCCGUCGAUGCAGCACCUCCAGGGUCUAAGCCAACUCAGAGGACUAUCAUCGUUGGCAUCACGGGGGACGAGCUACUGGUGAAUAAAAAAUAUGCAGAUUUCCUUGAAAGCUGGGAUGAUCGAUGGCGCGGUGUUUGGGCGUUCCUGGAAUCAAUAAUAGAUUUUGCGCCACCCCUUGGGGAUCAAGCCACCAACACCAGCGCCGGCAACCAUAUCGAACAUGUCAAUCAUCCCGGCCCAAAUGGCAAAUAUGUCCGCGUGAGAGUGUCACCGGACUUGGAUAUCAAAUUUGUUCAGAUUUCUGAUACAUUCGGUCCCACAAUCACAGACGAAAACAUAAGCGCUUUGGUCGUGUCCAAGGAGACUCGAUCGGGCGGUAAGGCAGUGAAUGACGAACGGGAAAAGAAGGGGUGGUCGAAACUGGAGAUCUUUGAGGUUGACGUUUUGGAUAUUGAUGAAGAUGAGCGCAAGGGAGAGUCAGGAGAGAACUUUGAAAGCAAGAUAAGCAGUACUGAAAUCCGUCGACGCCAAAUGAACUUGGCCAAGGGGAAUUUAUGA